GGCCGAACUGUAAACGGCCCAGAGUGGUACCUCAGAGAGCGGCGCGCAGGACUCACUGCAGCCAAGUCCCGCUGAUGCGCGAUGCCUCGUUUUACUGUACACAUUCGAGAUGAGUGGCUGGCAGUGCCCUGCCGGGACACUUCCAAAACCAUCCAGUGGCUCGGACAGGAAGCGCUUAAACGUUACAUAAAGAACAAACCGGACAACGGCGGCAUCACGGCUGUGAAAGACACUCGUUUUGUUGUGCGCAGGUGCCAGGGUUUGGGUCUGCUGGACGCGGAUGACACCAUCGAAGAUGUACUGGAGGAUAACGACUUUGUCGAGCUUGCUAUUGAAGGAGAUACCAUGUCUCCUGACUUUAUUCCGUGUGAACCGGGAGUUUCUCAUCUCACGGCAGCAUACAAAGAGCCUGAAGAGUAUAUUUCUUUGGAUGGCAACAGCCUGACGUCAACAGAUCUCAUCAACUUAGGCAGAGGACUCUACAAGAUAAAGCUGACUCCUGAGGCAGAAAGAAAGGUUGUGCAAUCCAGAGAGCUUUUGGACACCAUUGUCAAAGAAAACAAAGUUGUCUAUGGGAUCACAACGGGUUUUGGCAAAUUUGCCCGAACUGUCAUUCCUGUCAGCAAACUCAAGGAGCUCCAGGAAAACUUGGUGCGCUCACACUCAGCAGGUGUGGGGAACCCGUUAAGCCCAGAGAGGACCCGCAUGUUGCUCGCUUUGAGGAUCAAUGUUUUGGCCAAAGGGCACAGUGGUGUUUCUCUUGAAACCCUCCAGGCCAUGAUCCAGGCCUUUAACGCCUCCUGCCUCUCCUUUGUCCCUGAAAAGGGAACAGUAGGUGCUAGUGGUGACCUGGCACCCCUCUCUCACCUGGCCCUCGGACUCAUGGGAGAGGGAAAAAUGUGGUCUCCCACGAGCGGGUGGGCUGAUGCCAAAUACGUCCUGGAGGCACAUGGACUAAAGCCAAUAUCACUAAAACCUAAAGAGGGUCUGGCUCUGAUCAAUGGGACACAGAUGAUUACCUCUCUAGGGGCAGAGGCCGUGGAGCGAGCCCAGGCGAUUGCCCAGCAGGCAGAUAUUAUUGCUGCUCUCACCCUGGAGGUGCUAAAGGGAACCACCAAGGCCUUUGACAGUGACAUCCAUGCACUGCGGCCACAUCCGGGGCAAAUAGAGGUGGCUCAACGCUUCCGCUCACUGUUGGACUCUGAUCACCACCCAUCCCAGAUUGCAGAGAGCCACAGGUUCUGUGACAGAGUCCAGGAUGCUUACACCAUGCGGUGCUGUCCUCAGGUUCAUGGAAUUGCCAAUGACACAAUUGCAUUUGUCCAGAAUAUCAUCAACACAGAAAUCAACAGUGCCACUGACAACCCUAUGGUAUUUGCAGAAAGAGGUGAGACCAUUUCAGGUGGGAAUUUCCAUGGGGAAUACCCAGCUAAGGCUCUGGAUUUUUUAGCCAUUGCAGUCCACGAGCUGGCUUCAAUCAGCGAAAGGAGGAUCGAGAGGUUGUGUAACCCCUCUCUGAGUGAGCUGCCUGCCUUCCUCGUCAACGAGGGUGGACUCAACUCAGGCUUCAUGAUUGCCCACUGCACUGCAGCCGCCUUAGUUUCAGAAAACAAAGUUUUGUGUCACCCAUCGUCUGUGGACUCUUUGUCUACUAGUGCUGCCACAGAGGACCACGUGUCUAUGGGAGGAUGGGCUGCUAGGAAGGCCCUGAGGGUAAUAGAGCAUGUGGAGCAAGUCCUUGCUAUAGAGCUGCUGGCCGCAUGUCAGGGCAUCGAGUUCCUCCGCCCACUCCGUACCACCACUCCACUGGAGAAGGUCUAUGAACUUGUUCGCAGCGUGGUCAAACCGUGGAUUAAAGACAGAUUCAUGUCGCCUGAUAUCGAAGCGGUUCAUCGCCUGCUACUUGAUCAAAAGGUGUGGAAUGUGGCCAAACCUUACAUUGAGAAGUACCAGACAGAGUACAUCCCCGAGUCCCGCCCCGUCUCUCCCACUGCCUUUUCCCUGGACUCUCCGGCCUCCCCCAGGAAGCGUGUUCGCCACGAAUGAAAGCACACGCCAAACAAGUUUUUUUUUUUUUUGGGCAAUUACUUCAGUCACAAAAAAAACAAAGAUCCUACACAGUGAUCUUGGUCAACACCACAGUUAGUCAAAAGUGUGUGGCCAUUAUCUGAGACCAACUGGAGCAGAAUGGGAGAAACGGAUCCUUACGCGUCACUGUGACACUUCACUGAUAAGAGCGGUGUGCAGGCUCUUUCUUUCUUGCAUCUGAGUUUGUUGGAUUUGUGAAUUUUCUAUUCCCAUUAAAGAAUUGUUAGAAAGUCACCCAAACCUCAGGAGAUGUGAUUUCAGGAUGCUGUAUUCUUAUGUCCCUUGAAGACUAAAUGUACACACUGACUUCUCUCACGAGCUUAUGAACUGGCUAUUCUACAUACAGAAUAUUAUUCAAGCAACUACUGACCCUGUGCACGAGAAAAUGCUAACUUCCUGGUUUGAGACCGGAUGUGGGGUUGUACAUUUCCGGUAGCUUUACUUUGCGGUCAAUCGCUACUGCGAAGAUAUACAAAAUCAUGUCCAAAACUCGAAAACGGAAAGAUCGCGUUAAGUUACAAAGAGCAGAAGGUGGGAACACUCACCACUGUUGUGUCAUAAAAAAUCUAAUGAUCAAUUUUGACGUUUAAAGAGUUUAGAUCGAUCAGUUGUUUACAUCACUCAACGCAAGCAGAACUGCAUCACUGCAGCAGAAGACACCUCGUCCACAUUCAGAAGCACAUCUCUGUAUAGUGACUGGUCUUAUGAUUUAAACAGGCAAAUGUUCAGCAUUCAAACUACAGGUGAAGAAUAGUCAAACCAGAUGUUUCCCCCGUUAUGUCGAUAUCAGGUAGUGAAGUACACACCUACACAGCAUGUUAACAAACCGUGAAAAAAAUGAAUGAUUGCUGGUAAAGGUUUCUACACAUUAGCAUUUACGAAGGGUAUGUUGUGAUUUACCUUUAAAAUUACAGCGGUCCCUCACUAUAACACGGUUCACCUUCCACCUCACUGUUUCGCAGAUUUUUUAGUGCAAGUUUGCAUGCUUUUUUACGUCACAUUGUGUCCUGCGUCCUGAUCGCUGCAGACGAUCUCUUCCGUGACGUCUCUCCUGUACAGUACAGAAUCGCUGCAUCGAUCGCUAGCAGUGUGACUCUGAAGUGCAGUACUGUAUGUCCACGAAAUGUUUUGCACCGUCAAAAAAUAAAAUUGGCUACUUGAUUUCACCUAUCGCUGGUUAUUUUUAGAACAUAACACCCGCGAUAAACGAGGGACAGCUGAGAAAUAUAACAUUUGAAUCCCUUUUCUCUUUUGCUCUGAGGCACAGGGAAAAAAUAUCGACAAGUCGAUGAACAUCAUUUACAGAUAUAUUGGGUAAAUGCCCAAUACAUCUAUAGAAAUGUAAAUCGCCGCUUGAUUCAUUCAUUUGCUUAACUUGUUUUGGACCGUAAACAGGGCGUGAAUAGGACACCGGAAACAAAGCUCCCCACAGGAGUUUCCGCACCGGAAGUAGCAUAUGCUAACGUGCACAUAGUCAAUUGGGUUUAACUUGUGUAUACUGCACCUUACCCUGAUGUACAUUCCACUUGUUUAUAUCUAAACUUUUUUGUCCCUUUUUAAACGUGCCUAAUUGACUCUUUAUUGUCACAUGAUUUCUUCUUGUACAAUUUUCAAGUCAUAAUUAUCUUAGCACAACCUGUGAUUUUGCUGAUGUAUUUUAAAUCCUAUUUAAUUGUCAUUAAUAUAUUUCCAGCUUAACAUAAUUAAAGUUUUUAAGCGUU
Molecule: messenger RNA, 3809 nt
Organism: Haplochromis burtoni (Burton's mouthbrooder)
Lineage: Eukaryota; Metazoa; Chordata; Actinopteri; Cichliformes; Cichlidae
Gene: hal
Product: histidine ammonia-lyase
Exons: 20
Coding region: 82-2046 (654 amino acids)
Biological process (GO): L-histidine catabolic process
Cellular component (GO): cytoplasm
Molecular function (GO): histidine ammonia-lyase activity
Source: RefSeq, a predicted model, not a curated record